Monascus purpureus is the source of this 1554-nucleotide messenger RNA. NCBI's taxonomy places the organism in Eukaryota, Fungi, Ascomycota, Eurotiomycetes, Eurotiales, Aspergillaceae. The record is from the annotation of a GenBank genome assembly.
AUGAAUUCGGGAAUUCCACCAUGGCGGGCCACAGCCUCAGCAACUACCACCACAACAGCCGCACAUUAUCCUGGACAUGAUACUCCUGCAUAUAUUCCGGUUCAAGCACGCCGUAGCCUUGCCCGUCACUCCGAGUCGACUGCUCCUGCAACCACCCCGGCCCAACCCAGCCCUGCUGAAACAGCCCAUCGGAAACGAGUAGAGUGGCCGAGUUCCGUUCGCACGUACGUUCAAAGGAGCUUCAUACCGGAGAAUCAGAUAAGCAGUGUCACUAGAGAAGAGAUGGAGACAAAGUUGAAGGCUGUUAUCACCCAGGCAGCGGAAAGAGAUCAGCUUGACAAGAUCGAUUGGGAUUCCUUGCCUCUGCCACAGGUCAUGAUCCAAAAUGAGCGUAACAGCAUUCUGACCAACCCAAGUGUAUCCAUGCGGGAUACUCUGGUCGUUAGAUCUGGAUCGGCAAGCGAGGAUGUUUCCAGGAAAAGAAAGUCCACUGAGCUGCAGUACCAGCACGAGGAUGCUCACGCAUCUCCACCGUGGAGACAAACUAACAGUCGCAAUGGUUUUGAAAAUCGAGUGACCUAUAGUCCAACAGACAAACGACAGCGAAAAGAUUAUAAACUUUCAAGUAGUAAGUCCAAAGCUAAUCUGGAAAUGCGGAGGAAGCGUUUUGAAGAACCUCGAGCGCGAUAUGGAUCUUCACCAUCAUCCCGCGGUGAAUCGCCUAUCGCCAGUGCAAACCAGGGACCCAUUGUUGGGAGAUGUCAGGAUUUGGAGAAGAAUUACUUCCGCCUGACAUCUGCUCCAAACCCGGACACAGUCCGUCCCCUUCCAGUCUUGAUGAAGACACUGGACCUAUUGAAAAAGAAGUGGAAGAAAGAUAACAACUACGGCUAUAUCUGUGAUCAGUUUAAGUCGUUGCGUCAGGAUUUGACGGUCCAGCACAUCAGGAACGAGUUUACCGUUAGCGUCUAUGAAAUCCAUGCUCGUAUUGCCCUUGAGAAAGGGGAUCUCGGUGAGUAUAAUCAGUGUCAGACUCAACUGCGGGCGUUGUAUGCACAGCAACUAGGCGGACACCCCACAGAGUUUAAGGCGUAUCGUAUUCUCUAUUUCAUUCACACCCGCAACUGGACGGCCAUGAAUGAUGCGUUGGCCGAUCUAACAACAGCAGACAAGAGAGACCCUGCUGUCAAGCACGCCCUGGAAGUGCGCUCAGCCCUUGCGCUCGGGAAUUACCACCGUUUCUUCCAGCUGUAUCUUGAUACCCCUAAUAUGGGAGCAUAUCUCAUGGAUAUGUUUGUCGACCGUGAGCGGCUCUCGGCUCUUGCAGCUAUCUGUAAAGCAUACAAACCAGACGUAAAGAUUCGCUUCAUCACAGAGGAAUUGGGUUUCGAAUCUGAUGAGCAGAGUGCGCGCUUCAUUCUGGAUCAUUCCUCUGAGGAAUUACUCCAAGAGAAGGAUGGCUCUGUGAAGCUUCUCACUGGAAAAGCUGGCCGGAUAUUUGAAGUUGCCAAAGCAGAUGCUCACCGAGUUGUCGACAUUAAAGGACAGAUUUGA